AUGACUGCCCAUUCGCAACGGUCACCUUCGCAGAGGUCGUUCCGUCUUUCGAAUCACGGCUUCCAGCCACUCAACGCCAUUGGCGACAGCGAAAACAUGGCCGGCCGAGGCAACGAUAUCCCAUUACAGACGGUGGUUAGUCACACACCGUCGCCCACAUCAGACGAGAAGCAGUCGGAAAAGAGCGGCAUACUCAAUGGCCUCUCCACCAAGGGACGCAGGCAGCUUGUCAAAGUCGAUUCCAGGACAGGCGCGCCGCUGCCACCUCGCGAAGUCGCCGAACAGGAAAAGACGGCUUUAAACCGCAUGGGUCGCAUAUACACCAAGAUCCUCAACUACAGCAUCGUCACGCGCUACAUGAUCUAUGUCGCGCCUGUAGCCCUCUUGCUUGCCAUUCCCAUCAUCUUGUCACAGACCGGAACCAUCACUGGCUCCAUUGGUGGCACAGACCAGAGGCGGUUCUGGAUUUGGAUUGAAAUCAUCUGGCUCAGUUUCUGGGUCAUGAAGAUUGUCGCUCACUUCCUGCCCAAAGUUUUCGAGUUCCUCAUUGGUGUAGUCAGUCCUGGAGUCAAGAAAUAUGCUCUUCUCCUGCGCGCUGUCGAGAAGCCGCUUUCCUUUGUUCUCUGGAUGAUUGUUAACCAAGCUACUUUCCCUGGCCUUGUUGUUCGUACAGAGAAGAACGUAAAAGAGGGUAUCACACCGACAUGGAUCGGUAAGAUGCAGUCGGUGUUACUUGCGCUGCUGGUCUGCACUGUCAUCAUCCUCGCUGAGCGCGUCUUAAUCCAGUUGAUCAGCAUUAGCUACCACCGCAAGCAGUUUGAUCAGAAGAUUCAGGACUCGAAGCGCAGCAUCUACCUGCUGGGUAUUCUGUAUGACGCAUCUCGCGCGCUGUUCCCAGCCUACUGCAACGAAUUCGCCGAGGAAGAUUACACCAUUCACGAAACCCUCCUUGAUCUUUUGCCGGGCAGCAAGAAGAGCACCUCCAAGAAAGGCCGCUCUGGUACCCGUACACCCAUGCGUCUCGUACAGGAAGUUGGUCGCGACGUUGGCCGAAUUGGAGACAAGGUCACUUCAGUAUUCGGUACCAUCGCCUCCGAGAUCACUGGUAAGAAGGUCUUCGAUGUCAACUCCGCCCACUCCAUCGUUCUCACUGCUCUGGAGAGGAACCGAUCUGCCGAGGCUCUCGCUAAACGCAUCUGGAUGUCUUUCGUUGUCGAGGGCAAGAACGAACUGUACCAGGAAGAUUUGGUCGAAGUAAUGGGUCCUGGACGUGCCGAAGAGGCUGAGGAAUGUUUCGCAUCGCUUGACCGUGAUGGUAACGGCGACAUCAGUUUGGACGAGAUGAUCCUCACCGUCACGGAGAUUGGAAGACAGCGCAAGUCCAUCAACACCAGCAUGCACGACGUCGAUGCGGCCAUCAACGCGCUUGACGGCCUGUUGUUCACCAUGGUCUUCAUCGUCUGCAUCUUCGUCUUUGUCGCGUUCCUCAGCCCUAGCUUCGUCGGCACCCUGACUACUUCUGCCACAGCUCUCCUCUCGCUAUCGUUUGUCUUCGCCACGACCGCUCAGGAGAUUCUUGGUUCUUGCAUCUUCUUGUUCGCCAAGCACCCCUACGAUAUCGGCGACCGCGUUGACAUCACCUCGGAGCAGCUUACCGUCGAGCACAUUGCCCUGCUUUACACGGUUUUCAAGCGUGUUGCCAACGGCAAGACUGUCCAGAUUCCCAACAUCGUUUUGAACACGCUUUGGGUGGAGAACAUCACACGAAGCAAGGCCAUGCGCGAACAGGUCUCUGUGUUCUGCGCUUUCGACACUCCGUUCGAGGACAUCAACCUCCUCAAGCUCGAAAUGCAAUCCUUCCUUCGUGAUCCUGCCAACAGCCGUGAUUUCCACCCUGAUACCGAUAUCGAGGUCAUCAGCAUUGCUGAGAUGAACAAGCUUGAGCUGAGGGUCGAGAUUCGCCACAAGAGCAACUGGUCAAACGAGUCUCUUCGUGCAUCCAGACGAUCCAAGUUCAUGUGCGCUUUGGUGGUUGCCCUGCGCAAGGUUCCAAUCAAUAGUCCAGCUGGCGGAGAUGCCGCCUUGGGCUCGGCUGACAAGCCUACAUGGUCUGUCAGUGUCCCACCAGCUGAGGCCCGGGAGGCGUACGAGGCGUACAAGAUGAACGCCGACAAGGGCCGUAUGGUACCUCUGAACAAGCCCGAUGACCCCAACGACAAGGGCAAGUCCACGAGCAACGACUAUCUCGGCGUCGGAGUGCAGAGCGAGGAGUUUGCCAUCACUUCCUUGACCAACCGCAAACCGGGAGUUGACACUGUCCGCGACGACACCUGGAACGCUCGUGACGAUGUUAGCACCCUCGGACGCCCUAGCACCGACGCUCGACCUGAUCUGGAUGAGGUCAAGAGCUUGCUACACAAGGCCAGCACGGCUGGAAAGCGCAAAGGAGGUACUACUCUGUCGCCAUACGCUACUCGCCCCUCGACAGACUUCAAUCGACCACCCCCACUUCCCCUGUCAGUGAACCCACAGGCAUCCAACUACAGCAACCAGUAUGCGUCGCCACCCCAGCCCCUUCAACCCACGACAUCUGUGCACCGCAGCACAGCGCCAGGAUCGCCCAACUCUAUCUCGACAGGGCAAGUUGAGGAGUACCAGUUCCAGACCAUGAUACCACCGCCGCGAUCCAACAGCCGGCCACGUGUGGUCAUGACAACGGAAGAGCGCGAGCGGGAGCAGGAGGACGAGAGCAGGUCGCCUUACGGAGCGUCUGGUCCCAGUGGCUCCAACAACCCGUACAGAUCGCAGAGCCCACCUGUCGAGCGCUUCCAAUACAAGAGGGAGUGA
Ascochyta rabiei is the source of this 2847-nucleotide messenger RNA. RefSeq lists its product as uncharacterized. Gene Ontology annotation, biological process: calcium ion transmembrane transport; intracellular calcium ion homeostasis. Gene Ontology annotation, molecular function: calcium ion binding; calcium channel activity. Gene Ontology annotation, cellular component: membrane. The coding region runs from base 1 to 2847 and encodes 948 amino acids. NCBI's taxonomy places the organism in Eukaryota, Fungi, Ascomycota, Dothideomycetes, Pleosporales, Didymellaceae. The transcript is spliced from 2 exons. The record is from RefSeq and is a predicted model, not a curated record.